CUGGACAGCAACCUCGUCGAUACAGCGCUGAAAUGUCAUUUGUCAAUCAGUGAGCGAGUACACUGGCCACAGUUGAAGUUAAUAGCACAGUUGCGACGAUAGUUUGUUAGUUAGCUGCUUUCGUGCAUACCGUAUGCGAAUGCGAAAGUGUAAAAGUCACAAAUUGCAGCUAAUUAGUGCUCAAAUGUGCAUGCGUACGCUCAUAGCUAGGUGUGCGCUCAUUGAAGACGCCAAUUUGCGAAAAAUAUUGGCACCACGGGCACGAAAAUAAAAGUGUUAAAUUUUGCGAGAUGUUUUUGAAAAUUAUCAUUUUUUGUUGUAUUGCAAAUUAAUGUGUUGGUUCAAGUACUUGAAACGGAAUACUGUAAACAAAAAAAAAAAGAAAUCGAAACAAAAUCGUGUAAAAAAUAAUUGCAGCUAUGAAAAUACGCCAAAUAGGUCAAAUGUCUAUCACAUAAAAAGUACAACAAAAUUGAUUUAACGGACAAAAUAACUUGCGUAAAACAAAAUACAUAUCAGCAUAAAAAAAACAAACAACAAAAACACAGAUUCAUUUUAAAAUGUAUCAAGCCGCUGUAGUACAGUUAGAUUUUGUGCCUGAAGAACGCCUGCAACAACCCAAAACCAUAAAGUGCUGUAAGAUUUGUAAAAGAAUGCCCGAAAGUAGGAGACGCGGAGGUCAAAGUAUUACCGGCGAUACCAGUUACGCGAACACUGCCGUCCAUCAUCAUCCCGCCUCUCCAGUUUCACCUACAACAGCCGCGUGUCCCACCAUGCUCACCAACAAUGCGCCGGUGAUGCUGCAUGAUUCCGCCGAACAAUCACCCCUUGCCGACAUAGAUACCACACGAAUUUGUGGAGGCGCUUUUGCGCAAAGCCGUCGCCUAACUAUGCGUCGUCUAUGCACCCUUUUACUGCUCUGCACAUUCUUCUCUGCUGCAGCGGGUUGCGGCCCGGGUCGGGGUAUUGGUGGACCGCGAAAAAAUCGCAAACUUACGCCUCUCGUUUUUAAGCAGCACGUGCCGAAUAUGUCCGAGCGUACACUGGGCGCUUCCGGUCUAAAUGAGGGCGCCAUCAAGAGAAAUUCGCCUAAAUUUAAGAAUUUGGUACCAAAUUACAAUAAGGAUAUUAUAUUUAAGGAUGAUGAAGGAACUGGUGCAGAUCGGCUAAUGUCAAGGCGAUGUAAAGAGAAACUCAACAUUCUCGCGGUUUCUGUGAUGAAUCAAUGGCCCGGUGUACGGUUACGUGUCACCGAAAGUUGGGACGAGGACAAUGCUCAUCAUACCGACUCGUUGCAUUAUGAGGGUCGUGCUGUCGAUAUAACAACUUCCGAUCGUGAUCGCACCAAAUAUGGUAUGCUGGCGCGUCUCGCUGUAGAAGCAGGUUUCGAUUGGGUCUACUAUGAGAGUCGAGCGCAUAUACACUGUUCGGUGAAAUCAGAUUCUCAACACAUUCCACAUGUUAGCGGUUGUUUUGCUGCCGACAGCAGCGUGCUCCUUGCCAACGGUCAACGGAAAAUGUUGCGUGACUUACGUAUCGGCGAUCGGGUACUCGCCAUGAGCGCUACGGGUCAGCCCGUUUACAGUGAAGUUAUACUCUUUAUGGAUCGAAAUCUGGAGCAAAUGGAGAAUUUUGUACAAAUUCACACAGAUGGCGGAGCGGCGCUAACUGUGACACCAGCGCACUUGGUAUUAGUUUGGCAUCCAAAUGAACAACGUCUGGAGUAUAUGUUCGCCGAUCGGGUGGAAGAAGACGAUUAUGUGCUGGUGCAUGAUCAUUAUGGCCGCUUGAGUCCGCGACGCGUGCUACGAUUGAAGGUAGUGCGCAAGCCGGGUGUAGUGGCGCCUUUGACGCGUGAGGGUACAAUUGUCGUAGAUUCGGUGACGGCUUCCUGUUAUGCAGUGGUGAAUAGUCAAAAGUUGGCGCAUUGGGGUUUGGCGCCGAUGCGUCUAAUGGCAGCAGUUAGAUCGUGGUUACCUGGAUCUAACAGCAGCGACGCUAAUGCGACGGCACAAGCAAAGAGUGCGUCCAAUUCGACGACGCCAACAACGACGCUGACGAAGGGUAUUCAUUGGUAUGCGCAAUUUUUGUAUUCAAUCAAGGAUAUUGUGUUGCCGCAGGAGUGGGCAUAUCAAUGACCUGUCCGGUGAUUAUCUUAAAUGAAAGACAUAUGCCUAGCGUCUACUUCGUCCUGGGUGCGAAGUUUUACGCUAGGUGCAACGUGACACACCCAUUCGCUUGAUAUACAUACAUAUAUGUAUGUAUGUAGUAUGUAAAGUGAAAUAGCUAGACGA
Molecule: messenger RNA, 2294 nt
Organism: Rhagoletis zephyria (snowberry fruit fly)
Lineage: Eukaryota; Metazoa; Arthropoda; Insecta; Diptera; Tephritidae
Gene: hh
Product: hedgehog signaling protein
Biological process (GO): multicellular organism development; cell fate specification; cell-cell signaling
Molecular function (GO): patched binding; calcium ion binding
Source: RefSeq, a predicted model, not a curated record